AUGCUGGCCUCUUGUUUCCGGCGGCGACUGGACCUCCUCACACCCGGCAGGCGCCUCGUAUCUACUGCCGCUAAUGCGAGCGCAAGCACAUCAACGCGUCGCAAACGCGUCGUGUUCUCGGGCAUCCAACCCACCGGUAUACCUCAUUUAGGAAACUACCUCGGAGCGCUGUCCAAUUGGAAAAGGCUGCAGGAUGAAGCUGCACCCGAAGACGUCCUUAUAUUCUCCGUCGUGGGUUGGCACGCCCUUACCAUGCCGCAAAAUCCUGCGGAGCUGCGCCAGGCAAGGGCGAGCAUGAUGGCCGUCCUGCUUGCUAUGGGAUUAGACCCCAGGAGAUCCGUUAUUUUCCAUCAGGACCACAAUCCGGACCAUACGGAGCUCGCAUGGGUGUUCAAUUGCAUCACGCCUAUCGGCAAACUACGCCGUAUGACUACAUGGAAGUCAAAGCUCGUUACGGCACGCAAUGCGAAUGAUGAAACGGAAGUCGACGAGUCACUGCUCCAUGUGGGUUUGUUCGACUACCCAGUGCUGCAAGCCGCAGAUAUCCUUGCGUACAAAGCAACGCACGUCCCGGUAGGUGAAGACCAGCAACAGCAUCUUGAACUAUGUCGAGAUAUUGCGGACUCGUUCAAUCGCACCUUCAAAGAACGUUCGCCGUUAUUCCCCCUUCCCCAGCAUGUCUUCACUCCACAAAAGCGGAUCCUAUCCCUCCGCGACUCCAGUGCAAAAAUGUCAAAGUCCGCUCCAGAUCCGAAGUCUCGGAUUCUCCUCACCGACACCACCUCCGAAAUAAGCAAAAAGAUCGCCGGAGCCCAAACGGACUCGGAUCCUUCGGUAACCUAUGACCCCGUCUCCCGCCCCGGGCUAGCGAACCUCCUCACAAUCUUCGCUGCCUGUACCGAAACGUCCCCCGAGGACCUCGCGAGGAAGUACGACGGCUCGAGCUUUGCCAAGCUCAAGAAAGAUGCGGCGGAAGCCGUAAACGCUUUUCUCAGCGGCCCGAGGGCGGAGUUCGCGAAAUUGAAGGACGAAACAGGGUAUCUGGACGAAAUAGCCAGGACCGGUGCGGAGAAGGCAAGAGAUAUCUCCGGUAAAACGAUGUCGGAGGUUCGUCGACGAGUCGGUUUGGCUUGAUGCCCAUGUAUCGCGAAGGCGCCGGAACUGCUACCCGCGCGGAUUGGCACAUUCGAUCACCAUACUUUCUGGGUUCCCUAUACUACCGGCCUGUAGUAUCACGUAGGGCCAACGUCGAUCAUAUAUUUUCCGAGGGCACCCAAGCACUCGCGGGCAGCGUUACCAGCGUAUCCGUGCUCAUUUCCCACGUCAUGACGUCAUGGAAAUCUUACUGAAAUGCUUUUCUCCGUCAAGUCUCGACGAUCGUGUAUCCGGCAAAGUCGGCCAGGCCCAUCUACUCGGAUUUCGCCACGAAUAUCCGCAUCCCCCUUUAUAUUGUUUGGCUUGAGCAUCUUGACCGCAGGCGUUCUGAUUGCUGCCAGAGCUUACUACGCCUGCGCAAUUUGGUUACGGAGCGCUGAGCUACUGAGUUCAUGCAUUGCGCUCACGCUUUGGAGGCGAUGGCGUCAUUUCAAGAUUCCCAUGGUACGCGAUGGAAUCCUGCAGGAGAGAACGGUGUGGGUACUUACUUGCACU
This is a messenger RNA of Punctularia strigosozonata HHB-11173 SS5, 1650 nucleotides long. Its product is annotated as tryptophanyl-tRNA synthetase. Gene Ontology annotation, cellular component: mitochondrion; mitochondrial matrix. The coding region runs from base 1 to 1134 and encodes 377 amino acids. Gene Ontology annotation, biological process: mitochondrial tryptophanyl-tRNA aminoacylation. Gene Ontology annotation, molecular function: tryptophan-tRNA ligase activity; ATP binding. The record is from RefSeq and is a predicted model, not a curated record. The transcript is spliced from 5 exons. NCBI's taxonomy places the organism in Eukaryota, Fungi, Basidiomycota, Agaricomycetes, Corticiales, Punctulariaceae.